Messenger RNA from Microplitis mediator, 1278 nucleotides. It is a transcript of the gene CREG, whose product is annotated as protein CREG1. The record is from RefSeq and is a predicted model, not a curated record. Bases 136 to 1026 code for a protein of 296 amino acids. The transcript is spliced from 5 exons. Lineage: Eukaryota; Metazoa; Arthropoda; Insecta; Hymenoptera; Braconidae.
UAAUAACUAAUUCUCACAGUCAUUAGCAGUCGGAAUUCAUAACGUUUAUGUCAUUUGUCACGUAUCAGCUAUCAGAGCUGUUUGUUUCCUCGUUUAGAUUUUUUUUUAAAUUUCAAAUUUUCUUUCGAAAUUACAAUGGGUUAUAAAUUAAAUAAAUUUUUUUUAGUUUCAUUAUUUAUAAUAAAUAUUAUUUAUAUGGAAUUACAUUUUGCCAACGCGAAAAAACGAUAUUCACCACGACAGUUUGAGGAUGAUGAGCAACUUUGGCGUGAAUUUGAAGAAUUCAAAGAAUUUAAGGAUUUCAAAGAGUGGAGAAAAUUUAAAAAAAUAAAUAAUAAUUAUAAACAGGAUAAAAAUAAUUAUUAUACUGAUGAGUCAAGGAGAGAAAGUAUCGAUUAUGAUGGAUCAAGUUUGAAAGACGUAAAUAAUUCACCUGGUGAUGUUCCUCCGGAUGAUCAUCCGGCUUUGGUAGGCCGGUAUGUCGUAAAUCAGUCAAAUUGGACAUCCGUUGCUACUAUCAGUAGACAACAGGGAAUAAAUUCAUUUCCUUUUGCUAAUGUCGUCGCUUUGAGUGAUGGACCUCGGGGUAAUGGAUCUGGAGUUCCUUAUAUGUUUCUUACACCUUUGGAUUUUACGUCAAAAGAUCUUAAAGAAGACCCACGUGCAACGCUCAUGGUGACCUUGGCUCAAGGUUCUUAUUGUACUCAGAAAGACAUGGAACCAAUAGACCCAAGAUGCGCGCGUACUAUUUUGAGCGGGAAAGUUCAAAAAAUUGAUCCAAAGAGCUCGGAAUUUCUUGUUGCGCAGAACGCGAUUUACGAACGUCAUCCAAGUUUGCGCUACAUGCCAACAGAUCACGACUUUUACUUUGCGAAAUUGAAGAUAUUCUUUAUCGCGGUGCUCGAUAUGUUUGGAGGUGCGAAAUUUGUGUCAGUAAAAGAUUAUUUUAAUCCGCCGCCUCUGUCACCUGGGCGCAAUAAUCAUGAAAGUUAUGAUUAUCAAGUGCCAUCUGUUAAUCAGCUUUAAUUAUUAUUAUUAUAUUUGUAAUUAAUGUUUAUUACUGAAUGAUUAAUUUCAUUGUUUUAAAUCAAAACUAAGAAUAUUUUUAUACUAUUAAAUUCAUGCUCAUAAGUAAAGUAAUUAAAUAUUUUUUUCGUUAUCUAUUUAAUUAAAUUCUUGAUUUUAUUGGUGAUUAUUUUAAAAAGUGCAAUCAAGAGAACGAGCACAUUAAUGAUGAAAUUUAAUGUAUACUUUACGACAUAAUAAAAAUUAUUUUUU